Messenger RNA from Durio zibethinus, 694 nucleotides. It is a transcript of the gene CSD3, whose product is annotated as copper/zinc superoxide dismutase 3. Lineage: Eukaryota; Viridiplantae; Streptophyta; Magnoliopsida; Malvales; Malvaceae. Gene Ontology annotation, molecular function: copper ion binding. The record is from RefSeq and is a predicted model, not a curated record. Gene Ontology annotation, biological process: superoxide metabolic process.
GAGAAACAGAGGAAACGGAGACGCGAUAGUAGAAGAUAAAGAAUGGAAGGUGGUUCGAAAGGAACACUCAAAGCUGUGGCUCUCAUCAUUGGAGACAGCAACGUUAGAGGCUUUCUUCACUUCACUCAAUUCCCAAACGGGAUAACCCAUGUCAAAGGAAAGAUAACUGGUCUGUCCCCAGGCCUUCAUGGCUUCCAUAUCCAUGCCCUUGGUGAUACCACCAAUGGCUGCAAUUCCACUGGGCCUCAUUUUAAUCCAUUAAAGAAGGAUCAUGGAGCACCAAGUGAUGGAGAGCGCCAUGCUGGUGAUUUGGGUAACAUUAUUGCAGGCCCUGAUGGGGUUGCUGAGAUUUCGGUUAAAGAUUGGCAGAUUCCACUUAGUGGGCAGCAUUCCAUAUUAGGGAGAGCAGUUGUUGUGCAUGCUGAUCCUGAUGAUCUUGGCAGAGGUGGACAUGAACUUAGCAAGACAACAGGGAAUGCAGGUGCAAGAGUUGGAUGUGGUAUCAUUGGGCUUCAAUCAGCCGUUUAGAAGCAGUUUGGUUGCAUGUUAAAAGAUAUUUGUUCAAAAACUGCAAAUUAUAAUCUUCUGGUUGAAUUUUUGUAUCUCUCAAUAAUCCGCUUGAAAACUAAUUUUAGGAUGUAGAUUGAAAGGCCAUCUGUAAUGUCUAUGAUAUGUAAACAAUUUUCAUACUAAA